UCCAAAUACCGAGGAUUUCAGUCAGACGAAAUGGAUUUGAAUCCACUCAUCCCAAAUGCUACCGCAUCUCACGAUGUAGCCCACAUUCUCAGUGAAUCCUUCGAAUCUACCAUAAAAAGUUGCAUUGUUCCCAAUGAUAUUUCUGAGAACUUGAGGAAAAACAAUGUGGAUCCUGACUACUCAUUGUUUCAACAGUAUAGCUACGAAGUGAAACAGUUUGCUGAUGCUGCAAAUGAAGACCAUGCCGCCUUGCAGUCCGUAGAGUUGGAUAUUAUGAAAAAACAAGGCGGCGACAUGAUACUCGAGAAAAAUAUAGAAGAGGAUGUUCGAUUGAAGGAAGAGUUCUUGCUGAAAAGAGACGGCUUCUUCACCAGUUAUCCGUUCAACACAAAAAAUUUGAAUUUAAUUGAUAAGUGCGACAUACUGCCCCACACUGUCGAACAAUCACUAGAAUUCGUUUAUAAGAAAGAUCUUCACGGAUGCAAAUACAAUCACACCGAAAAAACCACCAGGAAUAAAUUCGAAGAACAACCAAGGAACUUCUCAAGGCUUGAAUUCAAUGCGUGCCCUAUCAAAAUAACACAGAAAGAGGAAGAUGUUGAUGAACCGAUCAGGUUAGAGCCGAACGAAAUAUUGUUCGAAGAUUUCGAGCUCCACACGCUAUACAAGAAAAAAGUCAGACUGCAGAACCGCUCCCAACGCAAGAGACCAUUCUUCUUCCAACACCCCAAGGGCACUCCCUUCUCGAUAAAAACCCUCUCCAACGCUCAAUUCUUGGCGCCAGGGAUGUACAUCGACUUCCAAGUCGCCUACCGCACUGACAUAUACCACAACUAUAGCACUGAAAUAGAAUUCUCGACGUCCGGAGGUUAUAGGACCGUCCUGAAGGUAACAAGCUUCAGGAGACCUCCUCACUUGAGGGUCUACAUCUUCAGGCCCAUGAAGCACAUCCUCCACGACAACUGUCCGGGUACCUCGGAGUUCUGGGAUAGGAGAUGCACAGCUCUGAACGACACGAUCGAUUGUGGCCACUGUUUCAUCGGCAACUACAAUUAUUUAUCGCUCUUGGUGGGGAAUGUUGGAAACAGAGGGCAGUUCUUCUUGUUAACAGAGGAUGAAUGGAUUUCUGGAAGCGUAAGUCACGUCGAUGAAACGAUGCAAUUCACCAAAGACUGCUUCAAGAUAUUCCCAAGUUACAUCAUGGUAGAAAGAGACGAAGUGGCGGAGAUUUGCGUGACUUUUACGCCCAUCAAUCCUGGGUUACACGUCGAAAAACUGUAUUUGGUGUCGGACAAUAACACGUCCAAAGCCGUGGAAAUAAUCGGAGAUGGUUUGUAUUUUUCCAAGAGCAUGGUACAGAUCCAUUUGAAGUCUAGGCAGUUCGAGAACGUGGCUAAGAUUGGCGAGAUGGAAGAUCUGGACGAGGAACUGCCAGAGAAACGUUGCUUUUAUCUGGGACACAUCCAGAAUUUUUCGUCGAACGCACUCACAUUUACGGUUAAUAAUAGAAGUGCCAUGAAGCUGAGCUUUCACUGGUUUUUCCGGCAAAACGAGAACGACCACAACCUGAUGUAUUUGGAGCUGGACUGGAUCAAUAUGAAAAACGCGAAGCAGAAUUUCUUGGCGCCGUAUACGACACACGAGUUCGACGUAAACAUCAGACCUCAAGCAGAUCGGCCAGGUCACUAUGGGAUCAUCAUGGGACUUUGCAUCGAAAAGAUACCGGAAAAUUCUUUGACGGAGGGUGAGGAGUUUAUAGUACGUAAGGAAGAGGAAUUCGAUGGUAUAAAGUUUCUAGAUAUACAGUUGACUGAAAUGGACAUUGCAUGUGAGAUCUACGAUGAACCUGUUGCGGAAAAACCCGAGAGGCCCCAAUCGAAAAUAUGCGACUGCCCCCAGCCAGCGGACCAUACCGAGUCAAAGAUAAGGUUUUCCACUCCGAUGAUGGACUUGGGUGUGAUCCCCAUCGGACUGGAGUUGGAGAAAAAAAUAAGCAUUCAAAAAACGACGACAGACUACGUCAACUGGGUGAUCAGGGAAAUAAUUUAUGAUAUCGACGCCAGACCGUCCAUGUACGUCGCUAGGAGUUCUUCCAUCGACGAAUCCGAAGGUACUCUGAGGGAUCGAGAGCGAAGGUUGAAGUAUCGAGUCGAUGCCAAGAAACCGGUUCGCUGGGUCUCCAUGCUGCUCCUGUUCACGUCGAAACCAGAAAAAGACCUUAAACUGAACUCCAUGUGCAUGGUAACCUACGAAGUGGUCGAAUGGGACAUUCGGAUCUACUCGGACGUAUCUCGCUUUCCCAUCGUGUGCUCCCUGAAACUGCACUACGUGGGCAUAGAAUACAAGUGGCAUUUUUUCAUCAGGAACUUCACGCCGAUCCUGGGUUGCUUCUGGUUGCUGCCGCCAGUCGGCGAGGGGGCGCACAAGAUGGAACUCAGUUUCCACCCGAAGUUCGGCGUGAUACGCCCCGGGGAGAAGAUCAAGGUGGUGGUGAGGGUGGUGCCGAAGGAGACCGGGUUGAUAGAUAACAUCUUCGUGCCCUGUUUCGUCAGCAGGCACAGACCGCCGAUCAUGAUUAGGAUUCUGGGAGCCAUCGACGACGUGAACGUGUAUUUCUAUAUACCGAGCCAGGCCGAGGGUUUCGACAAGAUACUCUGGCCGCCCAAGGUUCUGAACGAGGUGGAUUUUCAACAGAUGAAAUCUACCGAACGACUGUGGAGCGCAGAGGAGUGCGAUUACGUUUAUGACUGUAAGAAUGACGAAAAAUUGGAAAACACAGAUCCGGACUUCAACCCCGGCUUCCCCUCGGAUUGCUCAGAUCUAAUGCAAUCCUGUAAAAACGCUGAUUUCACCACUUUCACUCACGACAGCUCCAACUCGUACAUAGUUUCACUGACGGAAUUCCUGAAAGAUCGUUGUAAGGGCGACUUUCUGAAGCAGGAUUAUGUGGUCGAGGUGAGAGACAUGCGCUUGAAGAAACCGCAAAAGUUUUCAUUCUACAUAGAAAACGUGACGCCGAUUGAUGCUGAUUUUCUCAUAGAAACUACCAAUUUCCUGCCCUGUAUCGACACAGAAACUAAUAUGGUUAAUGCUAUCACUAUGAUUUAUCCGGAAACUGUGUACUCAUUGUGGGAUAAAGCUUGUGCCCAACAUGGAAUAGUCGUAAUUUUAGACGUUGAAAAAGGCACGUUGUGCUGUGGUGACGUCAUACAGAUAAACGUUUGGAUUUAUGCGACAACGUGGGGAAUAUACACCGAAGAAAUCGUCGUCAAUAUCAAUAACAUAGCCCCGUUUUGUUUCAACGUUUUCGUCGAAGUCAAUGGAUCACCUGUGGAAUUUCCGAUUGCCAAGAACACCAUCAGGAGUUAUGCAACAUUGAGGUUCGGACACAUCCCAUACAUGACUGACGUUGUGUCGCGGACCCUCCACAUGAAAAACACCUCCUGCAUACCCUUGAACAUUCAGUGGUUCUUGUUUGAGGCUUCCGAAGAAGUAGACGACGCUAGGCACUUCAACGUCAUCCUCGACAUGCUCGACAAAAGUUUCAGAACGUCGGAGGAAAAGAUGCGUUUGUUCCUGUCGAAAAAGAACUACGGAAAACAGGAUAUCAGCUUUAUGCAGGUAUUUCCAAGUUUCAUCGAUCUAGAACCUGAGGAAACUUCUUCUGUGGAGAUUACCAUGAAUCCCAAGCACUUUCCAGUGGAUUUGAAAGACACGAAUAUGUCUUGUUACUUAAUAGGAUACGUAUUCGUAAAAGAAGAGCACAAGAAUCGUCCAAACCUGUAUUACAGAAGAUCAGCCGAAGAUCUCAAGCCCUUAAGCGUCGAGCUCCUAGCCACGGUUGCGAUGCCGCUGCUGAAGCUGGACAUGAUUUGCGGAAAUUCGAAAUGUCACUUGUACGCUACCGACGUAGUCGAGGGCAAGAAUGACGCUAAAAAACUGAAAAUGUCGUUCCAGAACAGCAAUCUGACAACAGUGUUCGUCACCUUCCACGUCGAAACGCCGUUCUCGAUCAUUCACAUUUCGAUGAGGGAUUACGAUUUUGUAAAUGGCGUUAACAAUGCUGUCGUCAAGCCUGGCGAUACUUUAGAAGUUGAGCUCGAAUGUUCUAUUGCGUCGAGUUUCAUAGAGGAAAUGGCUAAUUGGGUGUAUAACAAAAUACCACCAGAGAGGGAAAAAGUUUGCUUGGAGACUAAAGCUGUUACUUUGUGCAGACAUUUAAAUAUUCAUCAACGUGGUGUAUUGGAACAGUCAGUGCCAAUAUUGUGCGAUAUAUACUAUCCAAAAAUUGAAGUCAGUCCGCCCUUUUUGAAAUUUGAUCACGUAAAAAUUGGAAACACGAAAAAACUUUAUCUUCAUCUUUUCAAUGCGACGAAAGUUGAUAUCGCCUUCGACAUUGAGCAAUCCAUGAAUUUGCCGCAAUUCGAUGUGAAACCGAAAAGUGGGAUAAUUCCAAAGGCAGUUGGUCUUUCCCGAUCGUUUUUCGAUAUAUGUGUAUACUUCACACCUACGUUAUACAAUUUCGAUCAGGAAUCGAUUACCAUCAGAACGAUAAUACCCCAAUGUUACUUGGAGGUACCGAUGAACGGUUAUGGUAUACAAAAUGAGAAAUUCGCAGUGAAUCAUUUCGAAUUUCAGCCCUGAAUGCAUUAUGAUCCCCGUCGUAGUUGGGAUAUAUUCGCGAAGUUGUAAUGCAUGUUAUAUCGAUGUGAAAAUGAAUAAACCAUGAAAAUGGUAUUGA
Molecule: messenger RNA, 4741 nt
Organism: Coccinella septempunctata (seven-spotted ladybird)
Lineage: Eukaryota; Metazoa; Arthropoda; Insecta; Coleoptera; Coccinellidae
Exons: 21
Coding region: 31-4644 (1537 amino acids)
Biological process (GO): negative regulation of cell population proliferation
Source: RefSeq, a predicted model, not a curated record